AUGUUAUACAAAGAUUUGCCUGAAGAAAAAAAGGCAGAAAUUCGUCGAAAAGCUAGAGAAAGAUAUGCUCAGAAAAAAGCUGCGAAGAGUAGUUUGAUUGGGCUAUUAAAUUUAGAGCCAUCCAACAUAGAUCAAGUCAUUACAUCUAUUGAUAGAACAUCCAAUGAUUAUCAGUCACAGAUCUGGAAUGCCGAAAAUUGUAAUUUCCAACAGACACAACAGAAAAGAUGUCGUAUUUCUGUUAUUAACAACAACAGUGAUGGAAUUUCUUCCUUGCAAGGAGCAUCUGUUUCUACAGACAUCAAUCUCUCAAUGACAGAUUCAGAUGAAUCUACAUUUUCAAAUUCUAUGUCAGACUCUCCGAUGAUUCUAAAUUCUUAUUUAGAUUCAUCCAAUGAAAGUUCAACAAAUGCACAGAUUCAAACACAAAUAUCUGAACAUUUAACAAUCCAACAGAAUAAUCUUCUCGCUCAAAUAGGAUCCUUCUAUUUUGCAAAUACAAUCAGCUUUUCAAAGGACCUCAACGACGACAUAUUUAGACAUUGUAAAGCAAAGAAAUUUUUCCAUGAAACCAACAACUUCUGCUGUGCUGAUGGAUCAAUCUCUUUGGCAACAAAUGCUGUUCCUGAACAACUGUAUAGACUGUUUGUUUCAAACGAUCCUAAGUCUAUCCAAUUUCGGACAUACGUUCGAACAUACAAUAAUAAAUUUGCUUUUACAUCUUUUGGAGUUAAAUUUGAUAGAAAUUUGAGUCAGAGAAACAGAAGUAUCUAUACAUUUCGAGUUCAAGGUCAGAUCUAUCAUUAUCUUUCUGAUUUAAUUCCUUCAAACGGUCGGCCUUCAAAUUUACAGUUAUAUUUCUAUGAUAUUGAACAUGAAUUCGAAAAUCGUAUUGUUGAUUCAACAAGAAUGGAUCCAUCAAUUAUUGCACAGCUCAUGGAUAUUCUUCGUGUCAAUCCAUAUUGUACAUUUUUCCGUUCUCUUGGGGAUCUACCAAGUUUGGAAUAUCAAAAAAUACGCAUCAGAUCUGAUCCUGGUUUAGAUCAACGAGUAUACAAUGCUCCUACAUCAUCAGAAGUUGCAGCAAUUUGGGUUGAAGAUGACACUCUAGAGCAAGUAACACCUCGUGACAUCUUUGUUUAUAACCAUGUUGGUGGAAGUCACAUAGUUCAAUAUUAUUUUGGAUGUUAUGAUCCACUUCAAUAUCCAUUGUUAUUCCCUUUUGGCGAUAUUGGAUGGCAUCAAGGUAUACAAAGAAUCAACAGACGAGGAGGAUCUAUAUCUAAUCAUACUCAUCCUGCACAAUCAAUUGAUCCACACCAAUCAAUAUCUGCAGAAGAAUUACUUAGACGAGAAGAACAAGUGUUGAGGAGAAACAGAAAAGAUCCAUUUGUUUCAUGCCGUGAAUACUAUUGUUAUAAAUUACAAAUCAGAGAAGAUGUCAAUUCAAUUCUUCUACUGUCUGGUCGAUUGUUUCAACAAUUUGUUGUUGAUAUGUAUAUUAAAAUUGAAACAUCAAGAUUAGAUUAUUUUCGCAGUAAUCAACAACAUAUUCGAUCUGAAUUGUAUCAAGGCAUUGUAGACAGUAUCAGUGUUGGAGAAACAAAUGCUUCUAGAAUUGGAAAACGCUUGAUUCUACCAUCAUCUUUUAUUGGAGGUCCAAGAGAUAUGCAAAAAAGAUACAUGGAAGCAAUGACUUUAGUUCAGCGGUAUGGAAAACCAGAUAUCUUUCUAACAAUUACAUGCAAUCCAAAUUGGAAAGAAAUCUCAGCAGAGUUGAAACCACAUGAAGAGACUCAAAAUCGUCCUGAUUUAAUAGCUCGAAUCUUCAGAGCAAAAUUAGAAGAAUUGAAGUAUCAACUAUUCAAACGAGAGAUAUUUGGAAAAGUUUCAGCGUAUGUUUAUGUCAUUGAACAUCAGAAAAGAGGACUUCCGCAUGCACAUUUUUUGAUCAUCUUACAUCGAGAUUGGAAAUUAUAUACACCAGAAUCUUUUGAUCAGAUUGUUUCUGCAGAAUUACCUGACAAAGACAAGAAUUUGCAUCUAUAUACAGCUGUUAUAAAACAUAUGAUGCAUGGACCGUGUGGAGCCUUGAAUCCAACAAACGUGUGCAUGAAAAAGAAUGGUCAUUGUAAGAAUAAUUAUCCAAGACAUUUCGUGCCAAACACAACCAUUGGGAAUGAUUGUUUUCCAAUAUAUAAACGAUCUAACGAUGGAAGAACUGUGAAAAUCAGAGGUCAUGAUUUAGAUAAUCGUUGGGUUGUUCCAUACAAUUCUUAUUUGCUUGCAAUGUUUGACUGUCAUAUUAAUGUAGAAAUUUGUUCUACAAUAAAGGCAGUUAAAUAUCUUUACAAAUAUAUUUACAAAGGUCAUGACCGUGUUGCCUUUAAUUUGGUUUCUGAACAACCAAAUCAACAAAUUGAUGAAAUUCAACAAUUCCAAUCAGCUCGAUGGAUUGCUCUGCCAGAAGCAAUGUGGAGAAUAUACGGAUUUAUUAUCAAUGAAGUACAUCCAGCAGUUUACAGCUUGCAUUUACAUCUUGAAAAUCAGCACCAAGUAACAUUUCGAGCACAUGAAAACUUGAACAAUGUGAUCAGUUCUGAUCUUUCUGCAAAAUCAAUGUUAACAGAAUUCUUUUCAACAAAUCGAGUUGAUGAAAAUGCCAUAAAGUUGUUGUAUAAAGAAUUUCCAGAAUUUUAUGUUUGGAGUCAACAAUACAAAAUGUGGACAGUUCGAAAGAAACAGAUUGUUAUAGGCUGA
Carya illinoinensis is the source of this 2760-nucleotide messenger RNA. RefSeq lists its product as uncharacterized. The record is from RefSeq and is a predicted model, not a curated record. The transcript has 4 exons. Bases 1 to 2760 code for a protein of 919 amino acids. Lineage: Eukaryota; Viridiplantae; Streptophyta; Magnoliopsida; Fagales; Juglandaceae.